Dreissena polymorpha is the source of this 986-nucleotide messenger RNA. RefSeq lists its product as uncharacterized. Gene Ontology annotation, biological process: transmembrane transport. Gene Ontology annotation, cellular component: plasma membrane. Lineage: Eukaryota; Metazoa; Mollusca; Bivalvia; Myida; Dreissenidae. The record is from RefSeq and is a predicted model, not a curated record. Gene Ontology annotation, molecular function: water channel activity. The transcript is spliced from 3 exons. The coding region runs from base 1 to 843 and encodes 280 amino acids.
AUGGCGAUUACAGAACAAGAAGGAGAAAAUUAUACAUUGAAAGGAAAUAAAGGAUUGUUUCAAAGGGAAGUAAAGGAUAUACAGAGCCUUAAUUUUUGGCGGGCUUUCUUUGCAGAAUUUAUUGGAACAUUUAUUGCAUGUUUCUACACGAUCUCUUACGGACGUCACAAUCCGGCCGUUGAGCAGCCAACGGAUCUAUUUGUGUUGGCCGUGGGAACAGCCUUCAUCAUCGCAGCGCUCAUAAACACGCUAGCUAACGUGAGCGGUGGCCAUAUUAACCCUGCCUUGUCCAUUGGUUUUCUUGCCGCCGGCCAAAUCACUGUAUUGCGGUUUAUUUUCUACGUGUUAUCUCAAUGUAGUGCAAGCGUUGCAGCAGUUUUGGUUUUAAAGACGCUUACGCCGCUAGAAAAGCAUGGAGACAUUGGCUUAAUUCUUCCAGGAAAUGACGUCACAUCCGUUCAAGCGUUGAUUGUCGAGUUUCUGAUUACUUUCACAUUGCUCUUUGGAACGUUUGCCUUUAUUGACGAAAACAGAACGGAUGGUACUUCACCGGCGCCAUUGUUCGUCGGUUUUAUAGUAGCAGCCAAUAUCCUAUGCGCGGGGCGUAUUUCGGGCGGCUGCAUGAAUCCGGCAAGGAACUUUGGUCCAGCAAUCGUAACUGGGAAGAUGGGUCAACAGUGGAUCUACUGGACUGGAGAUCUACUGGGUGCAGUAGCGGGAACACUUACGUAUACUCAGGUGUUCUCAGCGAAAGCCAUCAAGGGAAACUCGUUUGCAUUGUGUCGAAGACCUACUGUUCGCGAACGAGCAGAGACAAACACUGAGUUGGAGAAAAUGAUCUGACGAGAUUGAAUGUAAAGUUGUGAUCCACUUCAAACUCAAAUCCUUUUCACGAAGCAUCUGUUUAUGGAAUGCGAGUCUCAAUAUCUGUCUGUUAUCAAUGAACGUUGAAACACUUAUUUUUGAUAUUAUUAUUAUUAUUAUUA